Molecule: messenger RNA, 1855 nt
Organism: Synchiropus splendidus (mandarinfish)
Lineage: Eukaryota; Metazoa; Chordata; Actinopteri; Syngnathiformes; Callionymidae
Product: cell division control protein 42 homolog
Exons: 6
Coding region: 160-735 (191 amino acids)
Biological process (GO): modification of synaptic structure; small GTPase-mediated signal transduction
Cellular component (GO): dendritic spine
Molecular function (GO): GTP binding; GTPase activity
Source: RefSeq, a predicted model, not a curated record
CAUCCGGUUGAAAUCGGUCUGGUUUAUGCGGUCUGGAAGUCCGGACUUCGGAGCUACUCGGUAGCAAGUUGCUGGUCGCUGGUGCCAACGCCCGGCUGAACAAACAUCAAACACUUGCUCCUAUAGUGACGGAUCGUUGUAGCUGAGACAGCAGCGAGGAUGCAGACGAUCAAGUGUGUGGUGGUUGGAGAUGGAGCCGUGGGAAAAACUUGCCUCUUGAUUUCAUACACCACCAACAAGUUCCCCUCUGAAUACGUACCAACAGUUUUUGACAACUAUGCAGUUACUGUCAUGAUUGGAGGAGAACCUUACACCCUUGGAUUAUUCGACACAGCAGGUCAGGAGGACUACGACAGGUUACGACCACUCAGUUACCCACAGACGGAUGUCUUCCUCGUCUGUUUCUCAGUUGUUUCACCAUCCUCUUUUGAAAACGUGAAGGAAAAGUGGGUCCCUGAAAUAACUCACCACUGUCCCAAGACUCCAUUCCUACUGGUCGGCACUCAGAUUGACCUGCGCGAUGACCCCUCCACGGUGGAGAAGCUGGCCAAGAACAAACAGAAGCCCAUCACUCCUGAGACGGCCGAAAAGCUGGCUCGUGACCUCAAGGCCGUCAAGUACGUGGAAUGCUCAGCCCUAACGCAGAAAGGAUUAAAGAAUGUGUUUGAUGAGGCAAUUCUUGCUGCCCUGGAGCCCCCCGAACCUAAGAAAAGACGUAAAUGCGUUCUGCUCUAAGUUCAUCACAACCUUCAUCGGACCACCUUUUUAGGUUAGCAGUCAUGAGAGGUUUGAUGCACAUUCCGACACACACACAAGCUAUUUGCCUCAUGACUCCAUGAUGAAGUCCAAGUGCAGUGUGUUCUGAUCGACUAACAUUUGACUUUCAAUACUUUAAAGCUUUGGAAAUAUCCUCACCUAACACAGUCACUCGGUAUGUAAAAUUAUAUCAAGUUUGAAAGCAUGUCUAAUAUUUUGUGGAUUUUACACAGUUGCCUUUAGACAUAAAGAGAACAAUGUUGUCGUGUUUGAACCACAGUGUUUCACAUGUAAAGCACAAGCAAGCAAAGACGGUGGUUUGGUUGUGUAACUAACAGGUGGCGACGGACACCUACUUAAAAAUAUUGUGCUUUUUUUUUUUUUUUAACUUUGCCCAGCUCUAAAACAAGAUCACGAAACCUCUCACAGGUGUGGGUCAUAACCAAGGCUGGUUGGAUUUUGAAACUGAGGCUGUGUUCCUAGUCUUGUGAGGAGUCAUUUGAAUAACAUUUGAUGAGACUUUAGCAAUGAUGUGCUGUGUUCUUACCAACCUGUAAAAUGAAUUCAAGCUAAAGGAGGUGUGUCACAGCCUCAAGCUCCGUCACUACUUUUUAAUCCAACAGCUGUGAAGUUGGACCAAAACAUGAAUGCAACUCUACUCCUACUGUAAUUGUAGGCAGCGCCUCAUGUCCUUAAAGUUGGCACAAGGAAGAACUCUCAUUACUAAUGCCUUUUUUUUUACAUUUACAUUUGAAAUACUGCCAUAUUAAAUGCCCAUGACUCCUCAGUGCACCAAUGGGCUGAACCAUCGUAUCAUCCUCUUCACAGCGAAUGAUGAAUCAGAGUAAACUAAAGUAGCACAUGAAAAUUCUCUUUUUUUGAUAUUGUCAAUUUUUUUAAAGACAGAUUGCUGCCUUUCCUCCAAUUAUUAGUGUAACAUGGUUUAGAAUUGACUGUAAAUAAAGUAAAAAAGAGACAUUUUUAAGUUAUUGACUCAAAAUCAACAAAGAAGCAGGGCUGACGUCGAGUUGAUUUCCUGUUUUCAAUUUAACAUGCUGUAUUUUCUUUGUGAUGAACAUUGAAAUAAAUAGUAUUAUGA